Molecule: messenger RNA, 210 nt
Organism: Ilex paraguariensis (yerba mate)
Lineage: Eukaryota; Viridiplantae; Streptophyta; Magnoliopsida; Aquifoliales; Aquifoliaceae
Source: the annotation of a GenBank genome assembly
AUGGCCAAGGAGCAAAUGGUGGAGCUUCAGUCGCAGCCCAUAGGAGAGAAUGAAGCAUCAAUUUAUGAGGAGGAAAUUUGCUCAAAGGUUCUUGGACAUAAGUCGGGGUACAUACGUGAUCGUGAGCAUGGUCUGAAGCCUAACCGAUCCUUAUAUAAGCACCACAAUAAAUCGGAGUUGGAGAUAGCUAACAAAAUGGCCAAUGAGUAG